GCCUGAAAUGUGCAGAUGCCCCCUGUCAGAAGAGCUGUCCAACACAUCUGGAUAUUAAGUCAUUCAUCACAAGUAUCGCAAACAAGAACUAUUAUGGAGCUGCUAAGAUGAUUUUUUCUGACAACCCACUUGGUCUGACUUGUGGAAUGGUAUGUCCAACCUCUGAUCUCUGCGUAGGUGGAUGCAAUUUAUGUGCCACUGAAGAGGGACCAAUUAAUAUUGGUGGAUUGCAGCAGUUUGCUACUGAGGUGUUCAAAGCAAUGAAUAUCCCACAGAUCAGAAAUCCUUCCCUGCCUCCCCCAGAAAAGAUGUCUGAAGCUUAUUCUGCAAAGAUUGCUCUUUUUGGUGCUGGGCCUGCAAGUAUAAGUUGUGCUUCAUUUUUGGCUCGAUUGGGGUACUCUGACAUCACUAUAUUUGAAAAGCAAGAAUAUGUUGGUGGUUUAAGCACUUCUGAAAUCCCCCAGUUCCGGCUGCCAUAUGAUGUAGUGCAUUUUGAGAUUGAGCUUAUGAAGGACCUUGGUGUAAAGAUAAUUUGUGGCAAAAGCCUUGCAGUGAAUGAAAUGACUCUCAGAACUUUGAAAGAAAAAGGCUUCAAAGCUGCCUUCAUUGGAAUUGGUUUGCCGGAACCCAACAGAGACCACAUCUUCCAAGGCCUGACACAGGACCAGGGCUUCUAUACGUCCAAAGACUUUUUGCCACUUGUAGCCAAAGCCAGUAAAGCAGGAAUGUGCGCCUGUCACUCUCCAUUGCCAUCCAUACGGGGAGCUGUGAUUGUACUCGGAGCUGGAGACACUGCCUUUGACUGCGCUACGUCCGCCCUGCGCUGUGGCGCUCGCCGCGUGUUCGUCGUCUUCAGAAAAGGCUUUGUUAAUAUAAGAGCUGUCCCUGAGGAGAUGGAACUUGCUAAGGAGGAGAAGUGUGAAUUUUUGCCUUUCCUCUCCCCACGGAAGGUGAUAGUGAAAGGUGGAAAAAUUGUUGCUAUGCGGUUUGCUCGGACAGAGCAAGAUGAAGCUGGAAACUGGACAGAGGACGAAGAUCAGAUGGUCCAGCUGAAGGCCGACGUGGUCAUCAGUGCCUUUGGCUCAGUUCUGAGUGACCCUAAAGUAAAAGAAGCCUUGAGCCCCAUAAAGUUUAACAGAUGGGGUCUCCCUGAAGUAGAUCCAGAAACCAUGCAGACCAGCGAGCCCUGGGUGUUUGCCGGGGGGGACGUUGUGGGCAUGGCCAAUACCACGGUGGAGUCAGUGAACGACGGGAAGCAAGCGUCCUGGCACAUUCACAAGUACCUGCAGUCGCUGUAUGGAGCAUCUGUGUCUGCUGAGCCCGCGCUGCCCCUUUUCUACACGCCUGUGGACAUGGUGGACAUCAGCGUGGAAUUGGCUGGUCUGAAGUUCAUGAAUCCCUUUGGUCUUGCUAGUGCAACUCCAGCCACCAGCACAGCCAUGAUUCGGCGAGCUUUUGAAGCUGGGUGGGGCUUUGCCCUGACCAAAACUUUCUCUCUUGAUAAGGACAUCGUGACCAAUGUUUCACCUAGAAUCAUCCGGGGAACCACCUCUGGCCCAAUGUAUGGCCCUGGGCAAAGCUCCUUCCUGAAUAUUGAGCUCAUCAGCGAGAAGACAGCUGCAUAUUGGUGUCAAAGUGUCACUGAACUAAAGACUGACUUUCCAGACCAUAUUCUGAUUGCUAGCAUCAUGUGCAGCUACAACAAAAAUGACUGGAUGGAACUCUCCCACAUGGCUGAGGCUUCUGGAGCAGACGCCCUGGAGUUAAAUCUGUCAUGUCCACACGGCAUGGGGGAGCGAGGAAUGGGCUUGGCCUGCGGGCAGGAUCCAGAGCUGGUACGAAACAUCUGUCGCUGGGUGAGGCAGGCUGUGCAGAUUCUUUUUUGCCAAGUUGACCCCGAAUGUCACUGA
Molecule: messenger RNA, 1910 nt
Organism: Carlito syrichta (Philippine tarsier)
Lineage: Eukaryota; Metazoa; Chordata; Mammalia; Primates; Tarsiidae
Product: dihydropyrimidine dehydrogenase [NADP(+)]
Biological process (GO): uracil catabolic process; thymine catabolic process
Cellular component (GO): cytoplasm; cytosol
Molecular function (GO): dihydropyrimidine dehydrogenase (NADP+) activity; NADP binding; uracil binding
Source: RefSeq, a predicted model, not a curated record